CGGUCACAACAACAUCCAUGAUGCUGCUGGGGCACUGCGCCUGCGCACACGAUGGACAGCUGAUAACUCAUCUAUUAUGCUACUUGGCUAAAAUAAAAACGUUGGAGAAAUCGGACGGUAACCCGCCGCUGGACGCACCGGAGCACCGAAACACGAAGUUGUGCGAUGGGAGUUUGUCUCCUCUGGGGAAACAUCGAGCUUAAGCCUCCCCAGCAGCACCUGGACUGAACUGAACACACCCCCUCCUCACACCUGUGUGCCCUCACACACACACACACACACACACACACACACACACACACACACACACACACACACACACACACACACACACACACCCUCCUCCCGCAGAGGGAGGUAGUUUUCUCACCUCCAGGCCGAACCCUGCCGUCCCACGGUGCAUUGCUGCGUCUCCGCCGUCCACCAUGUCGGACGCCCCUGAGGCUGCCCCCCCCAGCCCCCCCGCCCUCACCAACCCGCCCCCCCCUGAGGUCACCAACCCCACCAAGCCGGGCAGGAAGACCAACCAGCUGCAGUACAUGCAGAACGUGGUGGUGAAGACUCUGUGGAAGCAUCAGUUCGCCUGGCCCUUCUACCAGCCGGUGGACGCCAUCAAGCUGUGUCUGGCGGACUAUCACAAAGUGAUCAAGAACCCCAUGGACAUGGGAACCAUCAAGAAACGUCUGGAGAACAACUACUAUUGGAGCGCCAGCGAAGCCAUGCAGGACUUCAACACCAUGUUCACCAACUGUUACAUCUACAACAAGCCUACAGAUGACAUCGUCCUCAUGGCUCAGGCUUUAGAGAAGAUUUUCCUGCAGAAAGUUGCUCAGAUGCCUCAAGAAGAAGUUGCUCUGCUGCCCCCGGCUCCCAAAGGCAAGAACAAGAGCAAGCAGCCGGCCGCUACUACAGUGAGUCAGCAGGCGGAGUCUUCAGCCUCCCCUCCCCCCUCCUAUCCCUCCCCCUCACCUUCUCAGACACCGGUCAUCUCGACCACGCCCACACCUGUACAGACCACGCCCCCUGUGUCUGCCCCGCAGCCCCCGGCAACCAUGAUGCCAUCUGCACAGCCUGUCGUCAAGAAAAAAGGUGUGAAGAGGAAAGCCGACACCACCACUCCGACCACGUCAGCAAUCUCCGCCGGUCGCGCCGACUCUCCAUCCGCUCAGGACACCAAACCGGCCAAACUUGGCUCAUCUCGCCGUGAAGCCGCCGCUCGCCCGGCAAAGACCCGGCGGGAGACGGGUGAGGAGGUGGCGGGAGGCGAGGUGGGCGGCGGCGGUGGCGCGGCGGGUGGGAGGAAAGGCGGGAAGCUCGGCGAGCAGAUGAAGCACUGUGACGCCAUCCUGAAGGAGAUGCUGUCGAAGAAACACGCCGCCUAUGCCUGGCCUUUCUACAAGCCGGUGGACGCCGAGGCACUGGAGCUACACGACUACCACGACAUAAUCAAACACCCCAUGGACCUCAGCACUGUCCGGAAAAAGAUGGAUAAAGGAGAGUACAGUGACCCUCAGAGCUUCGCCACCGAUGUCAGGUUAAUGUUCUCCAACUGUUACAAGUACAACCCUCCAGACCACGAGGUGGUGGCCAUGGCCCGCAAGCUGCAGGAUGUGUUUGAGAUGCGGUUCGCUAAGAUCCCAGAUGAGGGCCUGGAGGCGUCGGUUCCUUCUACCACCCCAUUGGUCAGUAAAAGCACCGCCUCCUCCGAGAGCAGCAACAACUCCUCCUCCGACGAAUCGUCCGACUCCGAGGAGGAGCGAGCCACGCGAUUGGCUGAGCUUCAGGAGCAGGUUGGUGCUGCCGACCAAUCACAGUUGAAGGCGGUGCACGAGCAGCUGGCCGUCCUGUCCCAGGCUCCGGUCAGUAAGCCAAAGAAGAAGAAAGAGAAGAAAGACAAGGAGAAGAAGAAGGACAAGGACAAAGAAAAAGGGAACAAGACCAAGAUGGAAGAGGAGAAGAAGCCGAAGGCUGCAACCCAGCAGCCCAAACCAGCCAAUCAGAAGAAGGCGCCCGCCAGAAAAGCCAACAGCACGGUGACGGCCACCAGGCAACCGAAGAAAGGCAGCAAGACGUCGGGCGGCGGCUCCGCCAACGGAGACGACGGCGAGGAGUCGUCACUGCCAAUGUCGUACGACGAGAAGCGACAGCUGAGUCUGGACAUCAACCGGCUGCCGGGAGAGAAGCUGGGCCGAGUCGUCCACAUCAUCCAGUCCAGAGAGCCGUCGCUGAGGGACUCCAACCCCGACGAGAUCGAGAUCGACUUCGAGACGCUCAAACCCUCCACACUCCGAGAGCUGGAGCGCUACGUCAAGUCCUGCCUGCAGAAGAAGCAGAGGAAGCUGCUGCAGAAGGCAGCAGGAGGCGGGGCCUCUGGAGGCGGAGCUAGUCGUUUGAGUGGCAGCUCCUCUUCCUCCUCUGAUGACAGCUCCUCAACAGGAACCUCCUCUUCUUCCGACACAGACUGAACACACACUCACACACAUUACUGAACACACGCACACAGAGGUUUAUACACACACACACACACACACACACAGAGGUUUAUACACACACACACACACUGACACGUGUUAACUUCCAUCCUGGACAUACACAAAAACAAAAGACAGAUACACACUCUGAACUUCUUACCACAGAGACACACACACAUAUGACCCCACGCAUACACACACACACAGACACACGCCCAGACGUGGAGACUGUAUGUAAAUACGCUGAACCGUUUUUUAGCUCCUAGUGUUGUUUCGUUUUUCCUGGAGGACGCAGACAGACACCAGAGGAGGAGUAGAAGAACGCAGCAACGUCCAGCAGCAAGAGAAGAAGAAGGAGGAGCGGUGGGUGGAGCCAGCAGCUGGGGAGGCGGGAUCUGGAGACGAAUGAGGCGUUCUUCCUCCUCCUCUGGUGGGUGGCGGCUAGCGGUGACCCCUGACCUCUGGACACAUUCCUGGAGCAUCAUGGGAGACGAGGACAGGUGACCUCAGGGGGGUUCUGGAUGUUGAGCGAUUGGAAACGAGGAGAGACGAUCAGGUCGGUUUGGUUUGAAGACAUUUGGCUGCAGAGAGACAAUCCGCUACAAUCCAGAAAUAUUGAUCACUUCGUUAUCGAUUAGUCUGAUCACGUACAUCUUUUAGUUUCCAAACAAUCCCAAACCAAAGAUAAUCAGUUCAACUUUGAGCUCUUUCCUCCAAUCAGAUCCUGAAGCAGCCCAAGAUUCUUUCAAUUCUCAGUGUGUUGAUUAAAAUAAAUGGUGAAAACAUAGUUUGUAAAUUCCUGUCUGAACAUCUUCACGUCUGAGAAGCUGGAACCAGUGAAUGUUUGGAGGUUUCCUCAAACACCUGCAGGAAAGAAUCCAUGAAUCAAGUUACAGAAAUAAUCUGAAGCAUUUUAAUACUCUGUUCUGGACAGUUAAAGGUCUUUAGUUCAUCUCAGACUCAGCUGGAACCUCUUUAAACCGCUCUGGAUCGUCUCUCUGCUCACUGGGAUGUCUGCUUGUAGAAUCCUUCCCCCUGCUGGUCCUGCAGGGCGUCACACUGCAGCUACACAAACUUUUCUUUUUUUUUUAACACUACAUUUACUUUUAUUUUCUUUGAUUUUUCAGGUUGUGUGCUGAACUUGUGUCUUAUAAGGUUCUCUAUAUAAAAAUGUAUUUGUACCGCUGUCCUGUUCGAAGCCCCGCCCCCUCGCCAAAUCAACCACUCAUACUGUAAAGACCGACCGGUUCCGGCUCCCGUUCUUUUAAAGCUUAUUUUAGCCCAAGAUGAUGAAAGUCUGUCCGAUGAACGGCUCGUAUUUAUUCAUGGACUCGUGUUUUUAUGAUUUUUAGUGUCCCAGAAUAAAACCAAACCUUCACCAGGAGCUUCAGAGCAGCCUCCUGAUUGGCUGCAGCGGCUCUGAUCGGUAACCAAUAAGGAGAUUGAUCAGCUCCCUUCAGGCGAUCAUGUGACCUGCCGUCGGGUGAUGUGAUGUCAUCAGUAGUUUGAGGAAGUGAUGUCGAGAUAGUACCUGUCGGUCAAUCGUGUGUUUAAGACUCGGUUCUGGUUCCAGGUUCUGGAAUUCUUGAGAUCUAGAGUUUCUGAUUGGCUCGGGCUUCAUUCUGGGAUUUAUUGUCACAUGAUUGAAGAUCAUGAGGUCAUUGGUUCUUGAUAAUAGAUUGGCUGGAGGUCGGUUCUCGUCAGCUUCCUGCUUCUUCAUGUCUCCGAUACUCUCGUGACGUCUUGGGGAUGAAAGUUUGGUUUUAUCAGGGGUGACUAUCAAACUUUACCCCAAUGACAACAACGUGUCCAAAGUUAUUCAGAAUCUGCCUUAAAUGAGUUAAAAUGACAAAAAAAUGGUCCAAAUCACCUGAGACUGGUCUAAAAUGAUUUGUAGAUCAUCCAGUCUACUUCAAGCUCAUCUAGAAUGCCUCAAAACCUUUGAGUCAACAUUCUAGCCAACAAUAUUAUGGGAUGUAUCCUAGUAGGAACAGUUUAGAGCCCUAGAAGCAAUCAUUGGUUCCCUGGAUGUGGUUCUGGUUUCUGAUAAUGCACCAGAGGAACCUGUAAGAAGUGAUAAAUCUGGACCCACCUCGAUGGACUUCCAGGACCUGGAAUGUUCUAAGAGAGACUAAACUUAAAGACUGGAAGCAGGAAAGGAGAACGUCCCCUGAAGAAAGUUCUACAGUAGACCUACCGACAACUGGAGAAAGUUCUAGAGUAGCCCUACUGACAACUGGAGAAAGUUCUAGAGUAGCCCUACUGACAACUGGAGAAAGUUCUAGAGUAGACCUACCGACAACUGGAGAAAGUUCUAGACUAGACCUACCGACAACUGUACAGUUAUCGGUAGGUCUACUCUAGAACUUUCUCGAGGGGACAUUCUCCUCUAUGGACGCCAAGGACCUGGAAUGUUCUAAGGGAGACUAAAAGUUCAAGAAAGUUCUAGAGUAGAACUACUGACAACUUUGGUAGGUCUACUCGAGAACAUCCCAUGUAGAAAGUUCUAGAGUAGACCUACCGAUAACUCUACAGUUGUCGAUAGGUCUACUCUAGAACUUUCUCCAGUUGCCGGUAGGUCUACUCUAUAAAUUUCUCCAGUUGCUGGUAGUUCUACUCUAGAACUUUCUCCAGUUGCCGGUAGUUCUACUCUAGAACUUUCUCCAGUUGUUGGUAGUUCUACUCUAGAACUUUCUCCAGUUGCCGGUAGUUCUACUCUAGAACUUUCUCCAGUUGUUGGUAGUUCUACUCUAGAACUUUCUCCAGUUGUUGGUAGUUCUACUCUAGAACUUUCUCCAGUUGUUGGUAGUUCUACUCUAGAACUUUCUCCAGUUGCCGGUAGGUCUACUCUAUAACUUUCUCCAGCUGCCGGCAGUUCUACUCUAGAACUUUCUCCAGUUGUUGGUAGUUCUACUCUAGAACUUUCUCCAGUUGUCGGUAGGUCUACUCUAUAACUUUCUCCAGUUGUCGGUAGGUCUACUCUAGAACUUUCUCCAGGGGACGUUCUCCUCUAUGGACUUCAAGGACCUGGAACUCUGGAGAUAUUUCCAGUCUGAAGGUACAACUCUGAUCAUUGGUAAAGUUCCAUCACAACAAUACCGACCAAUGAGGUGUGAGAUCUAUUUUAACUGGUCAGACGAGCUGCUGAGGAGCUUUCUGAUUGGCUCGGGCUUCGUUCUGGGAUUUAUUGUCAUGUGAUGAAAGAUGAUGAGGUCAUUGGUUCUUGAUUAUUGAUUGGUUGGAGGUCGGUUCUCAUCAGCUUCCUGCUUUUUCGCGUCUCCGAUCAUCUUGUGACGUCUCGGGGAUGAAAGUUUGGUUUUAUCGGCGGCGACUAUCGGACAGUCGGACAGCCUGUUGCCACAGUAAUCCUCCUCUGUUUGUUUUUAGUUGAUGGUCGAGCUUUGACGCUAAUAGUUAAUUUUUGUAUUUUAAUAAGAAAAAGGAAAAAAAGUGAUUUUAUGUAUUUGCAUGCACUCCGGCCGUACGUUCUUCCUUCCGUAUGUUUGAGCACUGUAUAGUAGCUGUAUAGUAGCUGUCUGAGGUUAGAUGGAACUAGAGGCAGAGAGGACGAACCGACGAAAACCAACAAGUGAAUUAUUUGAUGUAAUUACUGAUAUGGGAUCCUUAUUUUCUGAGUUCAUUUGUUUUCAUAAAUAAACACGUAAACCGA
This is a messenger RNA of Amphiprion ocellaris (clown anemonefish), 6141 nucleotides long. Its product is annotated as bromodomain-containing protein 3. NCBI's taxonomy places the organism in Eukaryota, Metazoa, Chordata, Actinopteri, Pomacentridae. The transcript has 12 exons. Gene Ontology annotation, biological process: regulation of DNA-templated transcription; chromatin remodeling. Gene Ontology annotation, cellular component: chromatin; nucleus. The coding region runs from base 426 to 2465 and encodes 679 amino acids. The record is from RefSeq and is a predicted model, not a curated record.